AUGGAAAAGAAUAAAUACGAUAUAGAGGUUUCAGAAAACAAUCGUUUUCUUUUUAACAAACAAAGAGAUUGGCCUAGAAUAACUUUUACCUUUUUAGUAUUCGUGUUAGGAAUAAAAACCGUUUUGUGUAUAUUAUUAUAUAUGUAUAAUAAUAUAUUAUUAUUUGUGGUGUUUUUAAUAUUAUGUGUGGUUUCUUUUUAUGGUCUUAUAGUUAAUACAAUUAAAUCUCUCGUAUUAUAUAUAUUAAUAUUAAGCUUAGUAUUAACAAGUAUUAGCCUGUCUUUUUAUAAUAUCAUAUAUAUAGAAUAUAUAUCUAAAGUUUUUGAGCAUGCAUUUCUUUCGACAGUAUUAUAUUCUACGUUCCCUUUAUUGGUAAUGGAAUUAUUUGUAAGUAUAGCAUAUACAUGUUUAAAAAAAAAAAAAAAAGGAUAUAUAGAAAAGCAACUAAAGGAAUUAAAAAUUGCCAUAGAUAAUACAAAUGAAGAAAAGGACAAAAAAAAUGAAGGAAAACUUUUAUCAUUACAAAUCGAUUUAGAAAAGAAUCAGCUAAACACAUGUAAUAAAGAAUACAAAUAUUAUUUAACUCAUUAUAAAAAUAAAAAAUAUAUAUGCAUAGAAAAAAAAACAGACUAUUCUAGUGAAGAUGAAAUAUAUGCUAAAUAUAUACAAGACAAAAGUAGCGACAACAGCUAUCAAGGAUAUGAUAAGUCAAAAUUAAUUAACACAAGUAAUAUUAAUAUGUUAAAUGUAAAAACAAAUAAAAAAAACGUAAAUCAUUCCAUGUCAUCAAAUACUAUUCAACAAGAUUUGAGUUUUAUACACUCCAGUAUAAACAAAUAUGAAAAAAAAAAAGAAAAAGAAAAUAAAAAUUAUGACAAAAAUAAGAAAAGCAGCAAUACUAAUGACAAAAGUUAUAACAUCACUCAAAAUGAUCCUAGAAAAAACAAUCAGAACAAAGAAUUUGUUGAUAAUAAUAACAAAAGAAACGAUCAUAAUAAAAAUAAUGAACUUGAACAAGUAUAUUAUAACAAUCCAAAUGUUCAUCAGAACAAUUAUCAGCUUAGCAAGAACAAAAUGAAUACCACAGAAUUACAACAUGAUAAUUUAUUUAAUAAAAUAAAUCCAUUAUCAUCAGAUAAUACAUCGUCAAUUAUAUUAAAUAGUAAUAAUAUGAAUAAAUCUAUUAAUAAAGAUACGUAUGUUAAUAUGUACGAAAAACACGAAAAACCUCUCAUGGUCAUAACACAAAAAGAAGAAAAUCUUAAGAAAGAUAAUGUCCUGAACACAUCCUUAUCCAGUAAUAAUGAACAAAAUUGUAUUAUUGAAAAUUUUAUAGAAAAAAAUAUAAAUAUUCAAAGGAAAGACAACAUUCUAUAUAAUUCAUUGUUUCAAAAACAAAAUCAAGGAGACAACAUCAAAAAGGAUCAAAAAAAUAAUCAAGCCAAUGAAAUUAUGGAAAAUAAUGUUACGCCUAAUAAUUUGUACACAAAUAUUAUUACCAUCCCUCUACCAAAAGAGAAUCAAAAUAAAACAGAAGAAAAAACAAAAAUAGAAAAUUACAAAAUUGGUCUCACCUAUGAUAUAACCAAACAAGAACAAAUACAUAAUUAUGUUACAAAUCUAAAUGAAGUAAGUCAACAUGAGAAGAAGGAAGAAAAUCAAAUCGAAGAUAUGAACAUAAACAAAAAUAUAGAACACAGGAAUAAUUUUAUCACCCAUACAAAUAAUAACUUAAAUAUUGAUGAAGAUACAAAAAAAAUGCAAAAGGAUAUAUUUUCAGCUUUUUUAAAAAAUAAGGAAGAUCAACAAAUAAUGGAUAUCAAAAGUAAAAAUGAUAACAUGGAAAUUAAGAGGGAUAACAUCAAAAGUAAAAAUGAUAAUAUAGAAAUUAAGAAGGAUAACAUCAAAGGUAAAAAUGAUAACAUGGAAAUUAAGAGGGAUAACAUCAAAGGUAAAAAUGAUAACAUGGAAAUUAAGAGGGAUAACAUCGAAAGUAAAAAGGAUAAUAUGGAUAAUAUGAAAAAUCAGAUCAACAUAAAAACCGAACACGUAAAAGAUAAUAUUAAUAAGAAUAAUUUUUUGGUAACAUCAAAAGAGAAGGAACAUAAUAUAGAUACAUCCUUGAAUAAACAUCAUGUUUUGGAUAACAUAAAUAAUUGUCAUAAUUUUAAUAAUACGAAUUUAUUAAAUAGUAAAACAUUCAUAGAAAAGGAUAUAUUUCAAAAUAAUAAUAUAUUUAAUGAAGGAAAAAAUAUAAAAGAAAAGGAUAUACAAAAUAUUAAAAAAAGUCAAGAAAAAGAAAUUAAUAAUGAACAUACUAAUUCAAAUAUAUUUACAAAUCCUUUACAAGAAGCAACAAAAUAUUUGGAAGAAAAAAAUAAAAAAAUGGAGUAUUCUCAAAAAUUUCCAUUCUUUCUAAAUUUUACAAAUAAUAUAACGUCUAAUAAAGAUAACAAAGAACAACAAAAUAAAAAUUACAACAACGAUAAUAAUAAUGAUAAUAAUGAUAAUAAUAAUAAUGAUAAUAAUAAUGAUAAAAAUAAUAACAAAAGUAAUACAUAUGACCAUUUAACUAGUUCCCCUUCAACAAAAAAUAUUUUCUUUUCAAAUAAUACAUUCUUAAAUAUCAAAGAACACAAAGAUGAUAUUUAUAAAGAACAAAAACAAGAAAAUAAUAAAAACGCAAAAAAAAUAAAAACAUUUAAUUCCGAACCAUAUUGGAAAAGACUAGAAAAAAAAGAUAUUGAAGAAUUCAAACAUUCUGUUAAUAAAAGCUAUAUGGAAAAUAUAUCUAUUGACGAAGUUCAUCAAAAAAAUGAACAGAAAGAAAAAAAUAUAUUGUCUAAUUCAAUUAUUUCAAAUAAUUUUACAACAUUUCUAAAUAUGAAGAAAAGUGAAUAUGAUCACACAGAAAAAAUUUACGAAAAAAAUCAAGAUCAUUUACAAGUCGAUAAAACAAAUGUUGUACAACACGAAAAUAAAAAUAUACCUAUAAAGGUAAAUAUAAAUAAUAAUAAUAAUAAUAAUAAUGAAGAUAAUUAUAAUAUACACAACGAUAAUAAUAUACAAGAUCCUCUUAAUGGGGGUACCUCUCAAAAGAAUAAUAUUAUCAAAGAUAAUAAUAUGAAUAAUAUACACAAUAAUAAUAAUAAUAAUUAUAAUUAUAAUAAUGGUGAUAAUGGGAAAAAUAUAAAUCAUAUUAAAUCUUCAAAUAAGAAUAAUUUAACAAAGGACUCUUUUAAGGAUAACCUUAAUAUGGAUAAAACAACAGAAAAAAAACAUACUAAUGAAAAUGUAGUAUCAUCAAAUAAUAAAGCUAAUGUAUCCAUUGAAGUAAAUACAAAUAAUCAAAAUAUAUAUGAAACGAAUUCAAACACUAUUUUUAAACAAAGAAAAUAUUUCUUUGAAAAUCUAAGAAAAGAAAAAUCUUCAAACAAUAUUAUUACAAAAUAUGAUGAAAAAAAAAAACAUAAUAAUAAUAAUAAUAUUAAUAACAACGACAACAAUAGUAAUAAUAGUACUACACAAAAGAAAGUACCUUCAAACUCUUCCUUCAAUAUUAAAAAGAAUGAAAAUUUUGAUGUACAAAAGAAAUAUAGCUUAACCUCAAAAAAUAAUAAUAAUGAAGAUGAACAUAUGAAUAAAGAAUAUAAUACGACAAACACAUCGGACCAAUUAAAAAUGAUGAAACAUGUUGAGGAUAAUUUUUAUAUAAAAGAUGAUAGAAUGAUAAGUCCCUCCAAAAAAAUAGAACAUAACCAUAAUACAAAUAGUAAUAAUAAUAAUAAUAAUAAUAAUAAUAAUGUAUGUAACAAUAAUGCUAAUCAUAUAAUUGAAGAUAAUAAAUUGUUAAAUCAAAACAAACAACACAUAGAAAAAAACGAACUCUUAAACAAUAAUUAUGAUCAUAAUAUUAAUGAUAAAGUUAAAGAUAUUCAUCAAAACAAGGAUGCCUUUUCUAAUAACAAGAGUAUUUUGGAUAAUAUAUCUAGCGUAAUUCCAAAUGAAAAAACUUAUAAUUUAGAAAAAAUUAAAAAUACAGAAUUGGUACAAAUAAAUAAUGUAACAUUAAAUAACUUUAAUUCAACAAGUAAUUCAAAUAUUAUAAAUGACGGUGAAAAUAUAUCUUUUCAUGAUUUUGUAAAUAAUAAAAAAAUAUGCUCUACUCCAAAAGAAACUGAAAAUUUGGACCAUCUUAAAAAUGUAUCAAAUGUGUUAUAUGAAAGUAGGAAUGAUCAUUUAUUAGAUAAACCGAAAUUUACAGUAUUAAAGGAGGAUGUUUUUAGGACUAAGGAGGGAGAUUUCAUAAAAGAAAAUGUAAAAAAUAUAGAAGAAAAAGAAAAUGACGAAAAAGAAAAUGAAGAAAAAGAAAAUGACGAAAAAGAAAAUGAUGGUGUAAUAAAUGAUGGUGUAAAAAAUGAUGGUGUAAAAAAUGAUGGUGUAAUAAAUGAUGGUGUAAUAAAUGAUGGUGUAAAAAAUGAUGGUGUAAAAAAUGAUGGUGUAAAAAAUGAUGGUGUAAAAAAUGAUGGUGUAAUAAAUGAUGGUGUAAAAAAUGAUGGUGUAAUAAAUGAUGGUGUAAAAAAUGAUGGUGUAAAGAAUGAGAAACGUCCCAAGUCAUUAAACGAUAGUAUCAAAAAUGAAUGGAAGAUACCACUAUUUAGUAACAGCUUUAAGAUGUCAUCCUUUAUCACAUCUGAAAAAGAAGAAAAUAAGAAUGACGACAAAUGUGUAGACGAAAAAAAAAACAAUAAUAAAGAGAAUGAAACACACGGAUUUAAAGAACAUAAAGAACCUUUUGAACAAGAUAUAAAUGAGGAUAUUAAUUUAUUAAAUAAAAAAAAUGAAGAUAUAGAAGAAUUCCAAGAUGUUAUUGAACCUACCAAUGCAGCAUAUAUAAAGCAAGAUACUGAAAUCAUCGAACCAUUCUAUGAAUAUAAAAAACAAGAAACGGAAAUUAUAGAAGUGAAUAAAGAAGAAGUAAUACAAAUUGAACUUACGAAAAGUAAUGAUAUUAAGAAAGAAGAAAAAGAUAUUUAUUCUUCAGAAGAUGAACAAAAUAACAGUAAACAGGAAGAAUUACAAUAUUAUAGUAACAAAAUUAAUGGAGAUAUUAAUAUUGAUAAAAAUAUUUCUAUAAAUUCAGAAAAUAAAAUAAACAAUCAAUUUGAAAAAAAUAUAAAAGAUGAUAAAGAACAAAAUAAAAUAAUAAAAGAACCAUUGGAAGAAUAUAAAAUUAAUGAACAUGAAAAAAAUGAUAUAAAAGAUUCUGCCAAAGUUCACAAAACAGAUAUACACACGCCAGUCCUUAAUAAUGAGGUAGAAACACAAGAAAUGUUAGGAAAAUCACAAGUGGGAAAUCAAGAUAUAAAUACAUUUCGAAAUAACGAAAUUAAAGUUUUAGAAAAUGAAGUAAAGACUCAAGAGAAUGUAAACAAAAAUGAAAAUAAUGAAAAAGAACAAAAGUUUGAUACAACAGAAACUACUAAUGUUCACCAGAAUGAAACCAACAAGAAUAAAAGCAACAAAAAAAAUAACAGAAAAAAAAAUAAAAAAAAAUAA
This is a messenger RNA of Plasmodium falciparum 3D7, 5559 nucleotides long. RefSeq names its product basal complex protein BLEB (gene BLEB). NCBI's taxonomy places the organism in Eukaryota, Apicomplexa, Aconoidasida, Haemosporida, Plasmodiidae. The record is from RefSeq and is a predicted model, not a curated record.